Messenger RNA from Medicago truncatula (barrel medic), 1854 nucleotides. RefSeq names its product putative DUF21 domain-containing protein At1g03270. The record is from RefSeq and is a predicted model, not a curated record. NCBI's taxonomy places the organism in Eukaryota, Viridiplantae, Streptophyta, Magnoliopsida, Fabales, Fabaceae. Gene Ontology annotation, biological process: magnesium ion homeostasis; intracellular manganese ion homeostasis. Bases 141 to 1577 code for a protein of 478 amino acids. The transcript is spliced from 13 exons. Gene Ontology annotation, cellular component: cytoplasm.
UUCUCCGUUGUCCGUAGUACCCUUCGACUGAACACGCGAGGAGCAUGGCGCAUGCCGCAUGGUAUAUGUUUGUAGUCAGUUACUAUUAUUAUUAUUAAGUAAAGAACAAAAUUCACAAUUCUGAAUUUCAUAACAAAAAAAUGUUCCCUCAGAACCUUCUUCUUCUUCUUCUAAACCUCCUCGCUAGAAAGAAUGAUUCUUUCGUUACCGACGGCGACGAUGUUCCGUUCGGUACGUUAUGGUGGUUUGUUUACGCCGGAGUUUCUUUCUCGCUUGUUCUCUUUGCUGGUAUCAUGUCUGGUCUUACGCUUGGUUUAAUGUCUAAACGUCCUGUUGACCUUGAAAUUCUUCAGAGAAGUGGUUCUUCCACCGAGAGAAAACAAGCUGCUGCUAUUUUUCCUGUUCUUCAAAAACAACACCAGCUACUUGUUACUUUGCUUCUUUGCAAUGCCUGUGCCAUGGAGGCACUUCCACUUUACCUGGAUAAAAUCUUCCACCCUGUUGUAGCAGUGUUGUUAUCAGUAACUUUUGUUCUGGCUUUCGGAGAGGUCAUUCCGCAAGCUAUAUGUACAAAACAUGGACUCUAUGUUGGAGCUAGUUUUAUUGGGCUUGUACGCUUCCUGAUGUUCAUUUGUUAUCCAAUUGCUUACCCUAUUGGAGUGGGUUUGGAUUAUUUGCUUGGACACGAUGAUGUAAUGUUUAGGCGAGCACAAUUGAAAGCCUUUGUUUCAAUCCAUAGCAAAGAGGCUGGUAAAGGAGGUGAACUCACACAUGAUGAGACAACGAUUAUCAGCGGAGCACUAGAUCUCUUUAAGAAGACUGCAGAGCAGGCUAUGACAUCAAUCGAUUCAACUUUUUCCUUGGAUGUUGCUUCCAAAUUGGACUGGGAAGCAAUUGGGAGAAUUCUUGAACGAGGUCAUAGUCGUAUCCCUGUAUACAGUGGAAAUCCAAAAAAUAUAAUUGGCCUCUUGCUAGUAAAAAAUCUUCUUACUGUAAGACCUGAGACAGGGAGUCUAGUUAGUUCCUUCAACAUCCGGAAAAUUCCUAGGUUUCCAGCAGAUAUGCCUUUAUACAAUAUCCUUAACGAGUUUCAAAAAGGAAACAGUCAUAUGGCAGUUGUAGUUAAGGUUAUAAGAGAGAAAAACAACCUUCAGGAAGCUGGCGACUUCAACAACUCGAAGGAUGAAGUAGGCAUCAAACACCGUUCUCAACUGACUGUGCCAUUGCUAGCCGGGACUUAUGAGAAACCAGACAAUGUUAUCAAUAUUGACAAACUUUCUAGGCAUCAUAACCCUAGAGGAUAUAAUGAUCCCAAUAAUGCCGACGAACAAUGCGAAGAAAGUGACACGUCACCAAAUAGUGUCCAUGACUUUCCUUAUGAUAAAGAUGGGGAAGUUAUUGGCAUCAUAACCCUAGAGGAUGUUUUUGAAGAACUCCUGCAGGAAGAAAUCUGGGAUGAAACAGAUAUAGAUGUACAUAGGAGAAUACGUGUUGCUGCUGUCGCAGCUGCUUCAUCUGUGGCACGAGUUCCAUUAGGCCAAAAGGUGAUGGGUCACAAGCCUGUAGUGAAAGUUUGACCAAGUUUGUGGAUGAUGGUUCACAUUGAUAAUGAUGGAGCUUCCUGGACAAUAAAAGACGAAAUUUUAACAUACACUCUUCUACUAUAUGUUAUAGCUAUUGAUGCAUUUUGAUGUUAGGAUGAUACAAUACAUCAUGGAGAUAUUGGUCACACUUCUUACUUUUUUUUUUUGGCAAAGAAUCACACUUUUCUUAGUCUUUUUGUAAAAUGCUGGUCUAGGAUUUCUAAUAGUUAUCUUUGACACUUGGUUUCCUAAGCAAUUUUGUUUGAAUCAA